UCAGCCCACCUCUCUGAGUCUUCUUGAGAGAUGUUUUUUGCGGUUACGUGCAGGCACCUUGAACUCUUUUGGUACCGAAGACCAGCCGCUACGAGCACCUAAGGCAGGGCCUCGCGGACCCCGGCUUCCCCAAAACGAUGGCCCAUUUCUCGGGAGAGGACCAGGCGAUGCUGCAGGCGAUGUUGAGGCAGUUGUUUCAGAACGUGAAGGAGAAAAUCACUGGUGCUCCCUCCCUAGAGUGCGCCGAGGAGAUCCUCUUACACCUGGAGGAAACUGAUGAGAAUUUUCACAACUAUGAAUUUGUGAAAUACCUAAGACAGCAUAUAUGCAACACUUUGGGGUCUAUGAUUGAAGAAGAAAUGGAAAAAUGGACAUCUGAUCAGAAUCAGAGUGAGGAAUCUGGCUACGACACAGUUGUGCAGCAUGUCACCAAAAGAACUCAGGAAUCUAAAGAGUACAAAGAAAUGAUGCAUUCCCUGAAGAACAUCAUGAUGGUCGUGGUGGAAUCUAUGAUUAACAAGUUUGAAGAAGAUGAGAUGCGAAGUCAGGAGAGGCAGAAAAAAAUGCAAAGGGAGAAAAGCAGUAGCUAUUGCACAGACAACUGCUCCGACAGUGAUUCGUCAUUCAAUCAGAGUUACAAAUUUUGUCAAGGAAAAUUGCAAUUGAUUUUAGACCAGUUGGAUCCAGGGCAACCAAAAGAGGUGAGAUAUGAAGCCUUGCAUACGUUAUGUUCAGCGCCACCGUCGGAUGUCCUGACCUGUGAAAACUGGACCACUCUCUGCGAGAAACUGACGAUGUCUCUUUCAGAUCCUGAUCCUGUGUUUAGUGACCGGAUUUUAAAAUUCUAUGCACAGACAUUCACCCUUUCACCAUUACAUCUGACAAAGGAAAUUUAUACAAGCAUAGCUAAAUAUUUGGAGAUAUACUUUCUUUCUAGAGAAAAUCAUAUUCCUCCUAUUUCAACUGGCAUAGAUAUAACUAAUCCUAAUAUGAUCCGCUUACUUAAAAAGGUUCGUCUUCUAAAUGAAUAUCAGAAGGAGGCUCCAUGUUUCUGGAUUCGCCACCCUGAGAAGUAUAUGGAAGAAAUUGUGGAGAGUACUUUGUCCUUAUUGUCACUUAAACAUGAUCAAAGUCAUCUUGUCUCACAAAAGGUUUUGCAUCCCAUCUACUUUCUUGUAUUGGUUGAUACCAGGGCUGUGUGGUUCAAAAAGUGGAUGCAUGGAUAUUAUAGCAGAACCGUUGUACUAAGACUUCUUGAAAAGAAAUAUAAAUCUCUGAUAACUACAGCAGUUCAGCAGUGCAUUCAGUAUUUUGAGUUAUGUGAGACCAUGAAAGCUGAUGAGAUUGUGGGACAUUCAAAGCAUUGUGGGAACAAGCAGAAAACUUUCUAUUACUCAGGGCAAGAAUUACAAUAUAUUUAUUUUAUCCACUCUCUGUGCCUUUUGGGAAGAUUAUUGAUCUAUACACAAGGAAGAAAGCUAUUUCCCAUAAAGCUGAAGAAUAGAAAAGAUUCAUUAUCCCUUACAGAUCUUCUGGUUCUGUUUACCCAACUUAUAUAUUCCUCACCAAGUUGUCCAAGGAUGACAUCAGCUGCACAUUUAGAGAAUUACUCUCCGGCAAGUAUGGUGACCGAAGUUCUGCAGAUACUCUGCGAUCAUAAAGAAUGUGCGAUCGAAGGCUUGUAUAACAGCACUGUGGUCGAGGCCCUUCUCCAGCCAAUUCAUAAUUUAAUGAAAGGAACUAAGGCUGCUCCAAAUUGCUCUGAAACAGCUUUAAUUAAUGUAGCUGAUGUUUUGGCAAGAAUUGCAUCUGCAGAAGAAGGCCUUACCUUACUUCUUUAUGGAGAAAAUAUGCACUCUUCCAAAGAAAAAAGUUCUACAGGUGCUCACGUAAUAGCCCAGUUUUUGAAAAAACUUCUCGAUGAAGAUAUUUCUAUUUUUUCUGGAUCAGAAAUGUUGCCCAUGGUGAAAGGAGCUUUUAUUUCCACGUGUUGCCAAAUAUAUGGUACAUGUGAAGGCUUGCAAGUGUUAAUCCCUUAUAGUUUACAUGAAUCUCUAGCAAAGGCAUGGAAGAAGACAAGUUUGUUAUCAGACAGAAUUCCUACUCCAGUAGAGGAUUCAGAUUCUGUUUCUUCGAUAAGCCAGGAAUCCCAAAACAUUAUGGCUUGGGAAGAGAAUUUAUUAGAUGGUUUACUCAAUUUUGCUGCCACUCCUAAAGGACUACUACUUCUUCAAAGAACAGAUGCCAUCAAUGAAUGUGUGACAUUUAUGUUCAACCGGCAUGCAAAAAAAUUACAGAUUAGCAGGCAUAAAAAGUUCGACUGUGGGGUUUUGGUUACACAAGUAGCCUCAACAGCAGCAGGUGCGAUAGCUCUGCAAAGGUCAGGGUUUGUUAAUGCACUUGUAACUGAAUUGUGGGCCAAUCUGGAGUGUGGAAGAGAUGAUGUUAGAGUGACCCAUCCCAGAGCUACCCCAGUGGAUCCUGUUGACCAAAGCUGUCAAAAGUCUUUUCUAGCAUUGGUGAACUUCUUAUCCUUUCCUGCUAUUUAUGAGCUGGUAGGCAAUCAAGAUCUUCCUAAUAAAGCAGAGUAUUCUCUUCGUGAAGUUCCCACAUGUAUUAUUGAUAUUAUUGACAGACUUAUAAUUUUGAACUCUGAAGCUAAGAUUCGUUCUUUAUUCAACUAUGAGCAAUCACACAUCUUUGGUCUAAGGUUAUUAAGUGUGAUAUGCUGUAGUCUAGACACUCUCCUUCUAUUAGAGGCUCAGUAUCAAGUGUCUGAAGUAUUGCUACGUGCUCAAGAAGAAAGUAUCCUGGAGACCUCUGAGGGCCACAGGGGUUUUAUAAUUGAUGGCUUAUCAGUAGAGAGAAAUCAUGUGCUUGUUAGAAUAAAUCUUAUUGGGGGACCAGUGGAACGAAUUUUGCCUCCCAGGAUGCUAGAGAAGGGUGAUGAUCCGUAUCCUUGGCCAAUGUUUUCAUCAUAUCCUGUACCAAACUGCUAUCUGUCAGAAGUUACAAGAAAUGCUGACCUGAAACAAGACAAUGAUCUCAGCAAAAUUUUAUUACACUUCAAGAUGUCUGAUAAACAAACCGAGUGGAUAGAAAACUGCCAAAGACAAUUUUGCAAAAUGAUGAAGGCCAAACCUGAUAUGAUCAGUGGAGGUGCUUUAGUGGAGUUACUUGAGAGUUUUGUGCUUCAUCUCUCUGAAAGCCCAUCGGAAUGCUACUUCCCUUCAGUAGAAUAUACAGCCAAUGAUGCAAAUGUGAAGAAUGAAAGUCUUUCGCUGGUGCAGCAGCUUGGCAUUCAAAUGACUGUCAGGUAUGGCAAAUUCCUCAACCUGUUAGAAGAUGGUGCAGACAAUGACCUUGCCUGGGUCUUACAGCACUGCGAGAGGUUCCUGAACCAGCAGCGAGCUCUUGCAAAGUCUCCUCUUCUCUGCCUGCAGGGCGGUUGUGCUGGCCACGACUGGUUUGUGUCUUCUCUGUUCAUGGUGAUGUUGGGGGACAGACAGAAAACAUUCCGGUUUCUGCAGCAAUUCUCCAGGCUUCUGGCCUCCGCUUUCCUUUGGCUGCCAAGACUACAUAUUUCUAGGUACCUCCCUGUUGACACGAUAGAGUCUGGCAUCCAUCCUGUGUAUUUUUGCAGCAGUCACUAUGUUGAAAUGCUCCUGAAGGCGGAGGUGCCACUUGUGUUUUCAGCUUUCCACAUGUCUGGUUUUGCGCCAUCACAGAUUUGUCUGCAAUGGAUAACUCAGUGUUUUUGGAAUUAUUUAGAUUGGAUAGAAAUCUGCCAUUAUAUUGCCACUUGUGUUUUCCUUGGUCCUGAUUAUCAAGUGUAUAUCUGUAUAGCUAUAUUCAAACAUCUACAACAAGACAUUCUACAGCACACUCAGACUCAAGAUCUGCAGGUUUUUCUAAAAGAAGAAGCACUGCAUGGGUUUCGAGUGAGUGAUUACUUUGACUAUAUGGAAAUUUUGGAACAAAACUACCGACCAGUGUUGCUGAGAGACAUGCGGAACAUUAGAGCCCAGAGCACGUAGAUCAUAACACAAAGGGACUUGAUUGUUUCCUAUCUGUGUCCAUGACAACAUACACUUUGUGAAUACACACUUUGUAAAUCAAUACUGUAAAUGAAGUAAUAUCAUGAUAUAUUCAAGUAGUCGUUAGCUCAGUUUUUGACAUGAAAUGAAUUCAUUUACAAUUGUCGUUUUGUGUGGUUGUUUUAGAAAAAUUGAGCUUACUUAUGGUUCUUCAUAUUUAAGAGAUAUUUCCAAUCUAGAUCUCCACUUUCACCAGAUGAUUGGGAUAUUUUUUCCAGUGAGUUUAGAAGGUAGCAGCAGUAUAUUAAAGAAUUUUUUGACUCACCAUAAAAAGUCCUUAGAGACAAGGAGAAGAUAGUUGUUUUUACUUAUUUUUUAUUUUUUGUCUGCACAUAAAAGGAAAAUAGACAAAACUACAACUGCUUAUUGUCAUGUGGAGAAAAAUUAAGAAAUCAUAUUUAUCAUGGCAAGUUGUAGGAUAAAUGUCCUCAGGCAUAAUUGUACUUCUAGGAAUUGCUUUUGAUACCUAUAUCAAUUUGUAAUUUUUCAUAUGAAAUAUAAUCUCUACAUGGUUCAUUUAAAAGAUAGAUUAGUUAUUUCAUACUGAUAAGAAUUUGACUCUUAUUAGUUAUGCGUUUUCCUUGGUGAUAGAUUUGAUUUGUACUGAACUGAAAACAUUAAAGAGAAUAGAUUUCUAAAUUAUUUUAAAUUACCAACACUAUGUUUUAUUUAACUAGAAUCUCUGCUUCCAUUAGAUUAAUACAGUAUUAUAGGGUCUGUUUUCUUAUAACUGUCACAUUUCAUAUAUGAAAGAUAAUAUGUAAAAAUAUGAAGUUGUUAAUUUUUCAGUCAGCAAUCUCAACAAGUUUUUAAGUCAACCAUUAAAGCCAUUCUGAAGCUUUUUUCCUUGUCAACACACACCAGCUGAGCCACAGACUCAUUUUUCCCUGUAGUGCGAUAAAGCACCUGGUGCCGUCCAGUUUCCAAUUCUGUGGUGUCUGGGCCCUUGCAAUACCAACCUUUCAGCACCAGGUUUUAUCCUAUAGGUGGCAACAAUAGCUUUUCAGUAGCGGUGAUCCUAAAGGGCAUUAAAAGAGUUGAGUAAAGAAACUUGAGCAAGUUAAUUUGACAUACGGCUCACUUGACCUCUCACUGAUAUGAGUUAAGUAAGAGAGUCCUAGGUGACCCAAAACACCAAGCUUAGUGUACUUUCAAACUUGAUUUUGAAAAGCUCUUUCACAGAAGCAGUUAUACGUGUUUAUGCAUCCAUUUUGUUCCAUAAUAGUAACUCUGAGUUACUAUUAUUAGUCCUAAGAAACCUACAGCUUUAUUUUUUUAAAUCUCUUACAUGGUAAUUAGAUAUACAAGUGAAAAAGAAACUAUAACUUAAUUAUAGUUAAGUUUAGUUUCUUAACUAAAAUUAAGAAACUAAUUUUUUAGUUUAGAUGAAUAUUAUUAAAUUAAUUUUACAAUAUUCAUUGGUGAUUUUGAUUGGAAACUGAGGCAAGUUCUAGAUGAUAACGAUCACAUUUCGGAAAAUUAACUUCAUCUGGAGCUGAAGGCUUUGGUUUUCAAUUGACAAAUGUAUUCUGAAAAGUGACAAAAAAAAGAGCAAUUUGGUGAAAUAAAAUCUAAAAUACUUGCAUUUUACAUUUUAGCUAUUUAUACAUUAGCUAUUGUAUAGAUAACACUGUGAAUUACUUUUGCACCUAUUUUUAUUUUAAGGAUAUUCUGUAGAAUAGAAAUAAAUACAGCCUUGUCUUGCCUCUCAGUUUUGUUUUCAAUUAUUUAAAGUAUAAAUUCAUAGGAUAAAUUUAUUUCUAAUUAUGUGAAGGGACUUCAUACAUUUUACAGGAUUUAUUGUAAUAAACCACAUCAUGAUAUAAUGUAAACAAAUUUGUGAAUAACUUAGGUACACAUAUGUAAAUAUUUGAAUAUCUGUCUUCAAAGUGUGAUCUUUGUGCUUAUGUCUUCUUAUGCUGUAUAGGCAUCUAAAGAAUCUUGAAGGUAAAUAAGUCAGAAAUUCAUGUCAACUUUCCAACAGGAUUCUAUCUAAACUUAUGAUUAUUAAACUAUGAUGUGCUCUAAUUUGAUCUUUCAUUUCAAAGAUACUAAAGAAAUUUCCUUGGUCAUUUUAUUAAACAGGCAUGUUCUGAGGGUUACACAUAUAAUUAAAUGUUUUUAAUAUUCAGGAUAGGAAAAUUGAGAUACAACAUCUCCACUCAAGAGUCCACAGUCUUCAUGUGAUAAGAAUUUUAAAACUAUGAAAAUACAGUUAAUGAGAAGGAUGACAAGUGAGAAUUGACUUACAGAUUUGGUGAUUUUGAUGAGCAAUUUUGAUGGGUUAGUGAGGGCAAAAGUUUGGUUGGAGCAGGUUUAAAUGAUGCUGAGAGGAAAGAUCUGGUGACUGCCCUCUCAAUGAGUAUUGCUGCACUGGGGAAGAGAAUAGGGUGGGCGGUGGCUAGAGGAGGCCUGGGAUCAAAAGACUUAACUAAGAUGGGAAUUGGAAGUGUGUGUAUAUGUGGAUGGAAAUGAUGCAGUAAAGAAGGAGAAAUGAGGAUUCUGAAGAGAGAUAUGUGGAGUGAAUGUCAUGAAUUACAGGUGGUUGGGAAAUGGAUCUAGUGCCUAAAUUUUGGAAUUAGCCUUUGCCUGGAGCAUAGACACUUCUAGUAGCAGAAGAGGAGUUGGUAUAAAUGGGCAAAGGUACAGGGUGGGCACUUCUGGAAGUUACUGUUUUCCCAGUGAAAUAAGAAGGUCAUCAGCUAACAGUUAGAAUGGCAAAACUGGUAGAUUUUAGGAGAUGAGACUAAGUGGAAUAGUUGUCAAGGAUACUGGGCGAGUGGAUGGAAUAGGAAAAUAUAACUGUGACCUAAUAGUAUGAGAUGAGUUAGCCAAGUUGUAUAUUUUUCUCCAACUCCAUUUCACAGGAAGGACUAGGUAGUGAAUUGGACAAGCAUUUCUUACCAAACAUAAAACACAAACCAUACAAAAAAAUGGUAAUUUUAUAGACUUACUCAAAUUAAAAAAAAACUCUUUAGAAGACACUCUAAAAUAAAUGAAAAAGAUAAGCCACAAAUUAAUAGAUUUUAAAACAUACAUCUAGUAAAACAUCUUGUAUUCAUAUUAUAAAAAUAUUUUAACCACUCAAUAAUAAGAGGACAAAUAAUGUGAUAAUAAAACAAGCUAAACAUGUGAACAAAAGCUUCACCAAAGAAGAUGUACGGAUGACAACUUUGCACAAACAAUGCUCAUCAUCAUUAGUUAUUAAGGAAAUGCAAAUUAAAACCAUGGGAGAUACUAAAUGACUAAAAUUGAAGAACAUACACAAAAUAAAAGGGAAAUACCUGGUUACAAGGGUUGGCAAGGAAGUAGAGCAGCUGGGACUCUCAUACAUUCUUUCUUAAAGAAUGAGAAGUACAACAGCUGUCUUGGAAGUUGAGCUUUUUCUUUUUCUUUUCAAACACACACUUAACUGUGUGACUCAGCAAUACCCUUUCUAGAUAUUUCCCCAAAGGAAAUAAAAUAUAUGACCUUAUGAAGACUUAUACAUGAAUAAUAAUUACAGAUUUAUUUUUAAUAGCCUUAUAAUGCAAACGACCCAACCUCAACAGAUGAAUGGGUAAACAAAUGUGGCUUACUCAUAAAAUGAAGCAAUUCAUCAUUAAAAAGUAGCCAUCUACUGAUGAACACAAAUUCAUGAAGCUGAAAAGCGUUGUACUAACUGAAAUGAGACAGCUACAAAAGAAUUAAUGCUGUAGGGUACUAUUUAUACAAAAUUCCAGACAGGGCAAAUCUAUAGGGACAGAAUAUUAGUGGUUUCCACGGACUGGCGUGGGGGAUGGGUACGAAGAACGGAUUUUCUGCAUGGAGGCCCAGAGCACAUCAUGUAGCUGAGUUCCUGAGGUUAACUCUACUUGGUUGUGAUAUUUUUUCAUUUUUAUGUCACCAGAUUUUAUUGUUAAAAUUUUAUUGAAUUUUUAUAUCUAUGUUCACAAGGAAUAUCAGCUUGUGGUUUUCUUUUCCUGGUUUUGAUACCAGAGUAAUGCUGGCUUCAUAAAAUUAGUUGAUCGAUUUUCAUCUUCUGUUUUCCAAAAAGGCUUUUGUAUAAAUGGUAUUAUUUCCCCCUUAAAUGUUUGGUAGCAUUUUCCAGUGAAGUCCGGAAUAUUUUUUCUUUGUGUGUGUGGCAAGAUUUGUAAUAAAAACAUUCAAUUUCUCUACUAUACAGCUCUUCAUAAAAUCAUCUAUUUAUUCUUAAGUGAGAUUUGAUAGUU
Messenger RNA from Artibeus jamaicensis (Jamaican fruit-eating bat), 8308 nucleotides. It is a transcript of the gene TBC1D32, whose product is annotated as TBC1 domain family member 32. The coding region runs from base 138 to 4037 and encodes 1299 amino acids. The transcript has 34 exons. Lineage: Eukaryota; Metazoa; Chordata; Mammalia; Chiroptera; Phyllostomidae. Gene Ontology annotation, biological process: non-motile cilium assembly. The record is from RefSeq and is a predicted model, not a curated record.